AUAUUGAUAUGUUUCUUAAAUUUUUCACUAAAAAAUAUACUGGAUAUAUGGAUCUUCUGAUUUUUACGCCGAUUAAAAAUUCUUUUGACAAAUGUUUUUCUUGUCUCAAUGGUGAAGGUAAUGAGUAUUUCAGGUACCAGUUUCUUCGGCACUUUUAGGAAUAAAUAAUGCAAUUUUUUUAUAAAAUGAUGCUACACAGCACCAGACAAAGCGGAAACCGGUAAAAUAUAAACCAUAAAUAAGUAUAUGGGGAGUCGAAGACCUUUCGUCGAAAGGAAAUAGUAGUUUUGCUGGCAGUCUCCUAAGAACAUGAAAUAGGGUAAGUACAAUGAUUUAAGUAUUAUUUGCUAAGCAUUUGUAUGGAAUUAUGAAUUUUUUGUUAAACCAAUCAAGGAGGACGUUUGAUCAUGGUUUUUCGGAUGUGAUUAAAUAUUAAAUAAAUAAUUUUGAGCCAAGCGCCAAUGAUACUUUCUGGGGCAAUUUUAGCGGCGAAUGAUGUUCAAAUAAAUAAAUAUACAGCGUAAAAAGAAUCAAGAAGCUUUCGAAGGCUUAUGACUGGUAACGUUCUUCGAGGAUAUUCAUUGGCUAAAAGUGUCUACGGAUUGUAGUGUCUUCUAUAAUUGAUUGCGGACUUUCUGUCGAAAGUAAGAAACGAAACUAGCAUUAAUUAUGUCACUACCUUAAAUUUCGCUGCUCGAAAAAUAGCUUCAAUAUUUUGAGAAACUUUUGUUAUUUAUUACACUUAUGCCGCCUCUUCCAUGCAAAAUUUCAGAGCAUAUUCGACCAAUUGAAUGGCUGAAACGACUUUUUUCGACAGGUGUUUGCUUGUUUUGCAUUUGCCCCACUUUAGACCGACAUCAGCUCCUCAAUCAACAAAUAACCCAAUUCACACACAAACACAUGUGUAUAGCCUGCUCCGAGUUGCAUUCAAACAGUCAUACAUAUGUACAUAUGGACACAUGUUGCAUGCACAACCUUGCUUGGGCAAGCGAUUCACGUUAAACCCAGCUCACCCCGUCAUUGCGGGUACGGUGAUAGAAAAAGUUUUUCAUAUUUACUUUUUUAAAAGGCCACUUUUCACCGCAAAAGAGAAUGUCAGCUUUACAUACAUAGAUGCAUGUAGAAAGAAGAAGGAAAAUAAAAACAAGAAAGGAAAAUUUCGUUCAUGGCCAUUGCCAGGUGAUGGUUUCUGCUGUGAGAUGAUGCUGUCUUUGCCAGCUUUGUCUAAGUUGCAAUCGAGAAUUUGGCGCAUGCGCAAAUGUUCUUUGGCGCUGCCACGGUGAAGUUGUGUUUGGGAAAAAGGCGACCGACGCGUGCGCAAUUGGAAUUAGACGAAACGUAUAUUGAAAAAUCUUAAAGUGAAAAAAUAAAAGAUUAAAAAAAAAACUAGAAUAUUAAACGAAAAAGCAACCAACCGAGAGAAUUCUAAUUUUUUACCUAUACAAGGAUUAAAUUGAAGUUUGUGCGAAUUUUUAAUUUUUGCUGUUAAACCGUAAAACCGCAUAAGCUGAUUUUACAAGAACAUCUGCAUUUAACCACUACUGAGGCAGUCAAGCGCAACGACGGCAGCCGCCUAAUACGUCGUAGCGAAGUGAACGAGGUAGACAAGAGAAGCUCUUAAAAUAAGUGCCGUUAUUUGUUAGUAAGUUGUACAAGUAACGUAGGAGGGCAACAUAAAGGCAGAAAGAACUGCAAGAAUAUUGCUAAUCUCAUAGAAAAUUGACAGCAGCAGCAGCAACAACAACUACAACAACAUAUGACGACAACCGUCAGCAACGGCAACAACUACGCAUGAACACACUCAACACCGUUGCUGCAACGUACACAAUAAUCACAAUACCAUAACCCACAAGUGCAACAACAGUUGCUGUUGCUGUUUAUUAUUUGCUUAGCGGUAUAUGUAACUAUAAAUCGCAGUACUAAUGUUCUUGCAACGUCUGCGAUUGACACUCGGCGUGUUGCAGCUGCCACUGGCAUUGUCACUGCUGCUAAUAUGUCACGGUGUCUGCGCAAACACCGCGGCAAAUGAGUCGGCUGCCGCGAAGUCAACAACUGCAGCACCGUUGGUCGCACCUUUGGUUUCAUCAUCGGAAGCUACACUUCUAACCACGCAGCGUCUAUUUCCGACAACAACCGCAACGUCAACCUCGGCAACGCUUGCGCGGCAAGCGCGCGCACGUCAGCGCUACGAUGAUGAAGUAGCGGAUGUGGAGUCUAUACAGCCAAAUGCCGCCGCUACCAACGCCAAAGCGUCCGCGCCCCCCAAACUUGGACGCAAUGUUGGUAAUUUGCCGAAGAAGCGCUACAAAGUGCUGUCCGUACACACGAAUUGUACGCGUGACCUCUUCACAAUGCGCAUCGAUUUGAAUCGCGACUUCCGCGGCCUUGUAUACGCCAAGGACUUUCCAUUAGAAUGCAGCGCGCGCGGCAACGCACAACAAAAUGUCACUUUGCGGCUGCCCACAUCCGGUUGUGGUGUACGCGCUGAGCCUCGCGCCGAUGGCGUUAUGGAGUUGUCUGUGCGUGUAAUGCUGCAGAUGGAGCAAAAGCUGCGGCAGAGCUCAGACAUAUUGCGCACAGUGCGUUGUAAGCUACCACCGACAGCGAUGGGCAUGAUGGUGGGACCGAUUGCGAGUAUGGCGAAUAAAAGGGCACGCAUAAAAGCGGGACAACAAUGGAAAGUGCCAGCGAAUUAUAGAAACGGACGCAUGCGCACACUUGGCGCGCCGCAAAAGCACAAUAAUCAUGCAACAGCUACCACAGCCACACCUGGUAAUGAAGAUUUCGCUGACGCGCCGCAAGCGGAAGCGUCCAAUAUUGAAACGCAAACAUUGAAAGAAGAACAACAGGGUGUUGAUGUUGAGAAAGAACAGGAAAUCACCACGACCUCUAAGUCUGCUGCAACAACAGCCAAACCAGCAAACAACAGCGAUGAUGUACGCGAGGGCGGCGGCGGCGCUGAUGUUGGCGCUUCAACUACAACGUCCAACAGCAAUGCCACACCACGCGUGCGCAUUUGGCUUGAAUUGGGCGGCCUUGAUGGCAUUGGUGCGGUAGAAGUGGGCCAAGCCACAACGCUCACAGUGCGCGCCAUCGUGCCAGGCAAUAUGGGUGUGCGCGUGGUGGACUGCGCAGCGCUCGAUGGACUGGGCGAAUCAAAGCAACAACUGUUGGAUGAACGCGGUUGCACCAUCGAUGAGCAGGUCAUGCCGCCUUUGAAUAAACACUUCAAACCGUUGGACGAGGGCUGGUCCAAGCAGCAACCGGACGAUUUGAUGGAGAAAACAUUCACGGCCACAUUUCCAGCCUUCAAAUUUCCCGAUCGCGAACGCUUGCAUGUGAGUUGUGGCGUGCAGCUCUGCAAGGGCAACUGUCCGAAUGUGAAUUGUCGCAGCUCGGAACCGUUACAGCUGAGCGCUGACAAGCACUUAGCACGCAUAGAAGUCUUCAAUUCUCUGGCGGUGACGGCACCGCAAAUUGAGGUGGACCGAUUACGUUACGAUCGACGCUAUAACAUGAGCGCUGAAGAAUAUCCCCCCCAUAUCCGUCACAUCCACAGCGACGGUACACUAUGUCUCUCCGUCUCCAAGCUGGCCAUCUCAUUCUGCGUGCUGGGACUCAUUUUUCUGUUGGCGGUCAUUGUGGCAAUUUACUCAUUAAUACGCGCACGUCGCCGCACUACAGGCAGCAGCUGCGCCUUGACGCCACCCAGCAGCGGCACGGGUCACAUGCAGCGCGCAGAACUUUGCACAUCCAUGUUCUCAUCGAGCAGCGAAUCAGCGCAAUCGGCGCGUUUUGGCAGCAAACUACUCAUGCCCUACUAUCCAAAUACAUUACCCUAUGGACGAGUUUACUAAAACGACGCAAGGUUCGACCUUUUAAUUACUAUUGUAGGCAUUAGUUGUAGUUUUAGAAAUUUACCGUAUAAGCUUCAUAUUUCACUCAUUAUCUAAAGACUGAUUUUUGUAGUUUUUUUCCUCAAUGAACGCAUUGCAAAACAAAAAAAUAGCAAUAAUUGUGAAAAUUUAAUUUUUACAAACAACUAAUGCAAUAAUACUCUAAUAGCUACUAUUUCAUUAUUAAGUAUAAGCUACAUCUUAUGAAAGAAAUUCGAAAACGUUUUUGAAAAAAAAAAAAACAUUUUGUUGCAUGUUGAAAAUGUUUUUUGACUUUUCUUUCUAAAUAGUUGUUUUUUAAGUUUAAUUAGUUGCUUAGCAUGGUAGUGUUAGUUAUAGCUUAGAUUUAAUUAGCAUGUUAGCAUGAAAAUUCUGUUUAUUUAAGAAAACAUAACCUUAAAAUUAUUAUAAAAAAAUUAUUUUUCGAAAAUAAUCAACUUCAAUGUUUGAAUAGUAAUGUAUAAGUUGUCGUUUAGACAAAGUAUUGUUUUUUAGCAAAAACGUAUUCGUAGUUACAUAUGUAUUACAAUUUUAUAUUUAAACCAUAUUUUAUUUAAAUUAGAAUUUAAUGAAUCGAACAUGUCAACGAAACUAUUUUUCAAAACACAUUUUUUAAAAACAUACAUAUAUGAAAUAUAGAGCACAGAUAAAUAUAUUAAAUAUAAGAUAACCUCGAAAUUAACCUCAAUUCUGAAACCUGUUUCAGUUUUGAUAUAUGUGUACAAGUAGAUUUUUUUUUUAACUUUUUUUAUUUACAAAAAGUUCACAUUAAAAGUAUUUAAAAAAAAUUUAAGUCCCCCCUUAAAGAGUAAAUCACAUUGCUACACUGUCUAAUGACAAUAAACUUUAAACAAUUUUUUAGAAUCAAAUCCGAUUACUGUAACUUUUUUGAACCAAAAUCACCCAAAGAACUAGUUUUCUAUAAGAAACAUCUCUAAUUUAAUGGUGUGGGGUAUUGCUAAUAAGAUUUAGUUGCCUAAUUUAUAUAUUAAAAAAUUUUUGAAGGUUACUUACAACGAAAUAAAAUGUAUAACUAAUAAUUUACUACAUUUUGAGAUGUCUUAAUUAAAUUAAAAUAAAAAAAAAUCAUAUUUAAUUAAUGUGACGAUUGAUUUUUAUUGUUUUUGUUGUGCUAACUUACGAUGUUAUUGAAAUAAUAGAUUAUGCUCUUAACUACUUCUAAACCUUUUUUUGCCAAUUCUUCGUUUUUUAAAUCAACAUUUUAUUUACUUUCAUACCCCAACCCGCUUGAGUAUAUAAAACACUGUUUUCAAUAAAUUGUAAUGCAAGUAUUUGCAAUUCAUUUAUUACACUGUGUAAAUUUAUCGCGCAUUUUUACACGCUUACACUUUUUAGCUGACAUUUUAUUGCAUUUCAACGUAUUAACGCUGUUGUUUUUUUAUUUUUUAUUUUCGUUUAACUAAAUUUGUAGAAAUUAAAAGAAUCACAUCUAAUAACAAGUUAAUUACAUAAAAACAUCAAAUUUUGGUACAAUACAAUCAAUAUUAACAGUAGCAUAGCUGAUGAAUAUCUAUAAAUGGAAUAAAGAAUUUACAUAUGCGCCUUUUGUUGUUGUCUUAAUAACGCAAAAAUUAUAAAAGCAAACGCUGUUUUUGUGUGUGUGUUUGUGUAUAUGUGUUGAACAGUAUUUGUUGUGUAGAGUGGUGAAAAACUUGUUUGCCAUUUUCGUUUGUAUUUUUUUUUUGUUUUGUUUUUAUAAAGUUGUAUGAAUACUGUUGAAACUGUAACGUUUAAUUUAUUUUUGUAUACAUUUUUCGCUAAAUAGUUAGUAGCUUUUAAAACAAAAAACAAAAUAGCAAAUAUAUACACAUUUAAAUAUUGCGUUGCACUCGUUUACGAACGCUCAGAUAUAGUAUAU
Zeugodacus cucurbitae (melon fly) is the source of this 5775-nucleotide messenger RNA. RefSeq lists its product as uncharacterized. The record is from RefSeq and is a predicted model, not a curated record. Lineage: Eukaryota; Metazoa; Arthropoda; Insecta; Diptera; Tephritidae. The transcript has 8 exons. Bases 1923 to 3857 code for a protein of 644 amino acids.